AAGGUUAAUUAGUUAGGUACGAAAUUCGAUCAGGGGCGGGCAGUUAGAAUUUGAUACAAAGACAGGUAACUCAAGCAAUCCCUAUUGUCACCACAAUCAGACCUAUAUAAAUCCACCUUGACGGACAGCAGUCACCACAUAGCCUUACUUCUCUUUUUGAACACCAGCCUUACUUCUCUUUUUGAACACCAGCCGGGCGAGAACCUCAAAGCGGAUUAAAAUGUCUCUCACAUCUAUCCUUUCCGCGGAUGCAAUCGAGAAUGCUCUCAAGGACUGCCAAGCACCGGACUCCUUCAACCACAAGAAGUUCUUCCAGCUGUGUGGUCUCAGCAAGAAGAGCCCUCAGGAUGUGAAGAAUGUUUUCGGCAUCCUUGACAACGAUGCAAGUGGCUUUAUCGAGGAAGAGGAACUCAAGUUCUUCCUUCAGAGGUUCUCUCCUGGGGCUCGUGUUCUGACAGACAAAGAAACCAAGGCCUUCCUGUGUGCAGCUGACGAUGACAGUGAUGGCAAGAUCGGAGUAGAUGAGUUCCAGGCCAUGGUCCUGUCCUAAACAACUGGACCCCAUUCCUCCAUCUCCUAAUCUUACUUCAGCACUAGCACUUAGUACAUAGUUUUCCACACUCCAUCUGCUUAGAAACAUGUAUUCUUUUUUUUCUCCUUUUUUUUGUCUAAGUAGCUACAUUG
Messenger RNA from Osmerus eperlanus (European smelt), 684 nucleotides. RefSeq names its product parvalbumin 8 (gene pvalb8). The transcript is spliced from 5 exons. The record is from RefSeq and is a predicted model, not a curated record. Gene Ontology annotation, molecular function: calcium ion binding. The coding region runs from base 221 to 550 and encodes 109 amino acids. Lineage: Eukaryota; Metazoa; Chordata; Actinopteri; Osmeriformes; Osmeridae. Gene Ontology annotation, cellular component: cytoplasm.